This is a messenger RNA of Coregonus sp. 'balchen', 14293 nucleotides long. Lineage: Eukaryota; Metazoa; Chordata; Actinopteri; Salmoniformes; Salmonidae. The record is from the annotation of a GenBank genome assembly.
AUGAGUCUCGGAGCUCUGACUCAGAGCGCACGGAGAAUGGGCGCCCCACAGCUCUGGGUACGGUUGGAAUGGAUAAAAACAGACCGGGCAACUUUUACCUUCCAACGGACGGAUUACGCGAUGGCACCUAAUGCAUCCUGCGCUGGAACAGCCUAACAGGUAGGACUGUCUGUUUGUGGCGCACACAUAAUAAACAUGAUAGGUUUAGAUACAAGUUGGAACUGUUAUGGUCGCCUGCCGACUUAUUCUGAUGCAUUUAACCGUUUUACUUCCAGCAUUUAUUUGGGUGUUUAUUUAUUCUAGCCCAAUCUACUUGAUGUAUGACUUUCAGUGAUGUUUUCUUUUUAUGCCGACUAUUACCAAUUUUUGAAUUACUGUGGUCCAUUUGGCCAUAUCAUUUGGCCAUGCAUGUUGGCUUGAUAUACUCGUCACGCGUAAUUGUGGUUUAGGUGUCAGGGACUGACCCCAAUCUCACGAGAGGCAUAUCGAAGGUGUAGGCUACCUUUCGCGCGGAAUUCUAUGGGUUCGACAUUAAUUUCUCCUAUGAAGUGUGCAUAAGAGGAUGUCCUGACAGGAUGUCCUGACAGCAGGGAGGAUUUAUCAGAUAAGCAUAAAUAAUUUGAAGAACCGCAGGUGCAAGAUAGCAUCUCCAAAUUAAGUUGGACAGCCAAAGUGAUUAUAAUUGAUAACUGCAUAUUUCAGUGAUAAUGACUAACUAGGAGUCAGUCAUUGUGAUAGGCUAUCUGAAUACCUUCUAACACCAUACUUUUUUAUUACCAGGUUACAUAUAGAAUGUCUAUUAGCAAUGUAUUCAUGGAUGAAUACAUUUGAUGCCUAAUGCUCUGUCAGUCCAGUUAAUUUUCUCAUGUGAAAACAUUUAUGUAAAUGUAGUUUUGGUAGUUUGUUUUGGCAGUGUGUGGAGCUGUGUGAGGGAGGUGGGGGGUUUUGCUUCAUGUUCAAGUACAUUGUAUACAACCAGAGCCAUCAUCAGGACAAACAAGCACUGCCUGUUCCAAAGCACUACGUGUGUGUGUGUGUGUGUGUGUGUGUGUGUGUGUGUGUGUGUGUGUGUGUGUGUGCAGGCAUUCGUGUGUGUGUGCGCACAUGUGUGUGAGAAAGAGACACACACACACACUCUGCCAAAACAUUUGUGUCUUUUUUCCUUGUCUUCAACGCAUGCAGACCCACGCUGCAUUGUCAAUCCCGGGUCCCGUGAUAGAGGUGUUUAUUAUCCGAGGGCAGUAAGUGUGCAGCACCAGUUACCAUGCGCACUCUUAAUUCACCAUGUCUCCGUGCAGAUGGAAGAUAUCCCUCCCUCUAGACUCUGUUUGGGUCUGUUCUGUCACUGCAUAGGAUCAAUUACUAGACAGGAUCAAGGACUAGACUGAGUCAAGGACUAGACAGGAUCAAGGACUAGACCGAGUCAAGGACUAGACAGGAUCAAUGACUAAACUGGAUCAAUGACUAGACCAGGGCAAGGACUAGACAGGAUCCAGGAAUAGACAGGUUCAAUGACUAGACAGGAUCAAGGACUAAACAGGAUCAAUAACUAGACAGGAUCCAGGACUAGACAUGGUCAAGGACUAGACAUGAUCAAGGACUAAACAGGAUCAAGGACUAGACAUGGUAAAGGACUAGAUAGGAUCAAGGACUAAACAGGGAUAGAGAGAAGAUAGAGCAUGAGGGAAUCGAGAAUAUACAAUACCUUCAGAAAGUAUUCACACCCCUUUACUUUUUCCACAUUUUGUUGUGUUACAGCUUGAAUUAAGAAUGGAUUCAAUUGAGAUUUUGUGUCACUGAUCUACACACAAUACCCCAUAAUGUCAAAGUGGAAUUUUGUUUGUAUAAUUUUUUUGAAAUUAAUAGAACAAAUAAAAACUGAAAUGUCUUGAGUCAAUAAGUGUUCAACCUCUUUGUUAUGACAAGCCUAAAUAUGUUCAGGAGUAAAAAUGUGCUUAACAAAUCACAUAAUAAAUUGCAUGGACUCAUUCCGUGUAAAAAAAUAGUGGUUAACAUAAAUUUUUAACUACCACAUCUCUGUACCCCACACAUACAGUUAUCUGUAAGGUCCCUCAAUCGAGUAGUGAAUUUCAACCACAAAGACCAGGGAGGUUUUUCAAUGCCUUUCAAAGAAGGGCACCGAUUGGUAGAUGUGUAAAAAAAAAAUGACACUGAAUAUCUCUUGGAGCGUGGUGAAGUUAUUAAUUAGGCUUUGGAUGGUGUAUCAAUACACUCAGUCACUACAAAGUUACAGCUGUCCUUCCUAACUCAGUAGCCGGAGAGGAAGGAAACGCUCAGGGAUUUCAUCAUGAGGCUAAUGGUGAUUUUAAAACAGUUACAGAGUUUAAUGGUUGUUAUAUGACAAAACUGAGAAUGGAUCAACAACAUUGUAGUUACUCCACAAUACUAACCUAAAUUACAUAGUGAAAUGAAGGAAGCCUGUACAGAAUAAAAAUAUUCCAAAACAUGCAUCCUGUUUGCAACAAGGGAUUUAAGUAAUACUGCACAAAAUGUAGCAAAGAAAUUAACUUUUUAUCCUGAAUACAAAGCGUUAUGUUUGGGGCAAAUCAACACAACACAUCACUGUGUACCUCUGUUCAUAUUUUCAAGCAUGGUGGUGGCUGCGUUAUGUUAUGGGUAUGCUUGUCAUCGGCAAGGACUAGGGAGUUUUUCAGGAUUAAAAGAAACGGAACACAGCAAUAAGCACAGGCAAAAUCCUAGAGGAAAACCUGAUUCAGUUUGCUUUCCAACAGACACUGGGAGACAAAUUCACCUUUCAGCAGGACAAUAACCUAAAACACAAGGCCAAAUCUACACUGGAGUUGCUUUCCAAGACGACAUUGAAUGUUCCUGAGUGGCCUAGUUACAGUUUCGACUUAAAUUGGUUUGAAAAUCUAUGGCAAGACUUAAAAAUGACUGUCUAGCAAUGAUCAACAAUCAACUUGACAGAGCUUGAAUAAUUUAUAAAAUAAAAAUUAGCAAAUAUUGUACAAUCCAAGUGUGCAAAGCUCUUAGAGACUUACCCCAAAAGGCUCACAGUUGUAAUCGCCGCCAAAGGUGCUUCUACCAAGUACUGACUCAGUUAAGGGGUGUGAAUACUUUCUGAAGUCACUGUGCAUGAGUAGUAUCAGGAAGUAGAAAGUAGAUAUAGAAGGAUAGAGAGUAAAUGUUGAGGGAAUAGAGAGGGUUUGAGAAUAGAGCUGAGUCCAUAUUACAGCUGUAGAGAAGGGGAGACACAGGAGUGAGUCUGGGACAACCAGGUUAGUAUGGUGGGGAGUAGUGGGAGCUCUGUGGGACAAUGAAACAGGAGAAGAGAGGAUGUGAAAGGAGGGGAGGAUAGGAAAGGAAGGGAGGGGAGACAAGAGAAGGGGAGAGGAGUACCACUUGUACCUGGCCAUUGUCCACUCCCCCUGCUGAUCUGAAAGGUCUGGAUAGGAUAAAUUAAUAUAGCUGAAAGGUCUUUAUAGGUUAACUGAAUCUACCUACCGCAGAGCCAGGUACAAAUGUCAGGCAUUGCAUAACAAAGGUACUUUAUGCUUGGAGCGGGGACUUGGACUGCACAGGUGUAGGCAUUAUCAUUUUGCUGAUACCUGGAGUCCAGCCAUGAAUAGGAGAAGGGUAAGCAGAAUUGAUGGAGAGAAGUGGGUGAAGGGAUGGAGAUAGGGAGGGAUGAUGACAGGUACCAAAGCCAGAGAUAGAAAGAAAGAGAGAGAGAGAGAGAGAGAGAGAGAGAGAGAGAGAGAGAGAGAGAGAGAGAGAGAGAGAGAGAGAGAGAGGACUCAGACAACUCAAAACACCAGCUACAGAGUUAUUAGCGCUCUCUGAUGGAGAGGGUUUACCGUAACAGGCCAAAGGCAAUAAUCAAUGACAUGACUGCAUUAGAUUAACAUGUUUCAAUUUAGCAUUGUAGCCAUUUAAUAAAAGCCAUAAUCCACAGCUAUUUACUGUAAGUGAGUGGGUGCCUUCAAUGAGGGGAUGACUGGGAAAAAUCCUCAUAUUAAAAAGUCAAUACUGUUGCAAUAAGAUUAAAUUGAUAAUCGUGCCAACAGACUUUGGGUCUGCUGCAGUGCUCUCUGUUGCAGUGCUCUCUGUUGCAAUGCUCUCUGUUGCAGUGCUCUCUGAUGCAGUGCUCUCUGUUGCAGUGCUCUCUGUUGCAGUGCUCUCUGCUGCAGUGCUCUCUAUUGCAGUGCUCUCUGUUACAGUGCUCUCUGUUGCAGUGCUCUCUGUUACAGUGCUCUCUGUUGCAGUGCUUUCUGUUACAGUGCUCUCUGCUGCAGUGCUCUCUGUUACAGUGCUCUCUGCUGCAGUGCUCUCUGUUGCAGUGCUCUUUGCUGCAGUGCUCUCUGUUGCAGUGCUCUCUGUUGCAGUGCUCUUUGUUACAGUGCUCUCUGUUGCAGUGCUUCAGCAGAAAACAGUAACUUCUAGCAGCCUUCAUCAGAUUCACAUCCACGACAUUAAGCUGUAAGUCCUCCGGUAAUAUAAAGUGAAUAAUGACAGGGACACGUUUUAUUGUAAAGACUGAGAACUCAUUUAUUUUGGCAUUAAGACAAGCCAGUAGAAUUUCUGCUGGGAGUCUGAGAGAACAUCACUCCGUCUCCAGCCCUCCGACCCUGACCCUGAACUCGCUGCAGGAUAUUGUGUUUUGUGUUUGUGGCGAUUGCCUCACUGUGUAGGUGACACUAUUAUAAAUGUGAGGGAGGGAUAGCGUGUACCGAAUGGGGAAUGGUUGUCAUAUAUAUGUGCUCAAUAUUGUAUAUUCAUCUUGGUCAUGGGGAUGUAUCAGAUUAGAUGUGCAUGUGACUCAGGGUUUCCCUAUGAGGAUUGUGUGUUGUAUGGAUGGAUCUUUCUCUUAGUGGUUGUCAUGUGAUAGAUAUCAGCUCCAUCUCUGUCCCUCUCUCCCAUGCAGGUCUCUCACCCAGCCCCUCUCUCAUGUCACCGGGACAUCUCCAUGGCGAUGUUUAGCGGCUCUGAACGCUUCUUCUGGAAUGACUCGGAACAGGUUCCGGAAGACCUCCCCCUCCAGCGGAAUUCCUCUGGUGGUUGGGAGGAGGAGGAUACGGAGCGUAACUACUACGCCAUGCUGUACUCCCUACUCAUCCUGGCCAUCGUGUUCGGCAACGUGCUGGUGUGUCUGGCUGUGGUGCGGGAGAGGUCCCUACAGACCACCACUAACUACCUGGUGGUGAGCCUGGCUGUAGCUGACCUGCUGGUGGCCUCACUGGUCAUGCCCUGGGCUGUAUACCUGGAGGUGAGGGUCCACUGGGUAGGGGGGUGGGGUGGGGACGUGCGGACAGGGAUGGGUUGGGUUGGGGAGGGAGGGUAUUUGGAGGUGAGGGUCGACCUGUGUGGGGGACCAGGGAUGGGUUGGGGAUGGAGGGUAUUUGGAGGAAAAGCAGGUUGGGACCAGGGAUGGUGGUGGUCUUGCCAACUCCUAUUGUUAUGGCCAUAGGACCAUAGGAGUUGGUCAGCAUAAACAGAUCUGGGACUGUUUGUUGGGAAUGUCUGUUGGGAAUGUUAAUGGCUGGGAUGUUUUUCUUAGUCAGGUCACAGGGUCAGGAAAAACUCAUCAGACCUACACUACCGGUCAACAUUUUUAGAACACCUACUCAUUCAAGGGUUUUUCUUUAUUUUUACUAUUUUCUACAUUGUAGAAUAAUAGUGAAGAUAUCAAAACUAUGAAAUAACACAUAUGGAAUCAUGUAGUAACCAAAAAAGUGUUAAACAAAUCGAAAUAUAUAUUAUAUUUGAGAAUCUUCAAAAAGCCACCCUUUGCCUUGAUGACAGCUUUGCACACUCUUGGCAUUCUCUCAACCAGCGUCAUGAGGUAGUCACCUGGAAUCCAUUUCAAUGAACAGGUAUGCCUUCUUAAAAGUUAAUUUGUGGAAUUUAUUUCCUUCUUAAUGUGUUUAAGCCAAUCAGUUGUGUUGUGACAAGGUGUGUGUGUGGGGGGGGGUAUACAGAAGAUAGCCCUAUUUGGUAAAAUACCAAGUCCAUAUUAUGGCAAGAACAGCUCAAAUAAGCAAAGAGAAAUGACAGUCCAUCAUUACUUUAAGAUAUGAAGGUCAGUCAAUACGGAACAUUUCAAGGUCAGUCAAUACGGAACGUUUUUGCAGUCGCAAAAACCAUCAAGCGCUAUGAUGAAACUGGCUCACAUGAGGCCCGCCACAGGAAUGGGAGACCCAGAGUUACCUCUGCUGCAGAGGAUACGUUUAUUAGAGUUACCAGCCUCAGAAAUGGCAGUCCAAAUAAAUGCUUCACAGAGUUCAAGUAACAGACACAUCUCAACAUCAACUGUUUAGAGGAGACUGUGUGAAUCAGGCCUUCAUGGUCGAAUUGCUGCAAAGAAACUACUACUAUAGGACACCAAUAAGAAGAAGAGACUUGCUUGGGGCAAAAAACACAAGCAAUGGACAUUAGACCGGUGGAAAUGUGUCCUUUGGUCUGGAGUCCAAAUUGGAGAUGAUUGGUUCCAACCGCUGUGUCUUUGUGAGACGCGGUGUGGGUGAAUGGAUGAUCUCUGCAUGUGUAUUUCCCACCGUAAAGCAUGGAGGAGGAGGUGUUAUGGUGUGGGGGUGCUUUGCUGGUGACACUGUCUGUGAUUUAUUUAGAAUUCAAGGCAAACUUAACCAGCAUGGCUACCACAACCUUCUGCAGUGAUACACCAUUCCAUCUGGUUUGGGCUUAGUGGGACUAUCAUUUGUUUUUCAACAGGACAAUGACCCAACACACCUCCAGGCUGUGUAAGGGCUAUUUUACCAAGAAGGAGAGUGAUGGAGUGCUGCAUCAGUUGACCUGUCCUCCACAAUCCCCCGACCUCAACCCAAUUGAGUGGUUUACAUUUACAUUUUAGUCAUUUAGCAGACGCUCUUAUCCAGAGCGACAAAACACACGGCCAAGGCAACAAAGGAGUGGCUCAAGAAGAAGCAAAUUAAGGUCCUGGUGUGGCCUAGCCAGUCUCCAGACCUAAAUCCCAUAGAAAAAUCUGUAGAGGGAGCUGAAGGUUCGAGUUGCCAAACGUCAGCCUCGAAACCUUAAUGACUUGGAGAAGAUCUGCAAAGAGGAGUGGGACAAAAUCCCUCCUGAGAUGUGUGCAAACCUGGUGGCCAACUACAAGAAACGUCUGACCUCUGUGAUUGCCAACAAGGGUUUUGCCACCAAGUACUAAGUCAUGUUUUGCAGAGGGGUCAAAUACUUAUUUCCCUCUUAAAAUGCAAAUCAAUUUAUAAAAUUUUAGACGUGCGUUUUUCUGGAUUUUUUUGUUGUUAUUCUGUCUCUCACUGUUCAAAUAAACCUACCAUUAAAAUGAUAGACUGAUCAUUUCUUUGUCAGUGGGUAAACGUACAAAAUCAGCAGGGGAUCAAAUACUUUUUUCCCUCACUGUAUAUGUGCCCUCUGUUCCCCAUUGUCCUUGUCCAUUAUUGUCCCAUGUCCGUUUUUCUCCUGAGUACCGUGUAUUGUGCUCUGGUUUUUUACGGGUCUCGUCCCGUGUAGAGGUUACACCUCGCUCUUUGUUUGGGAUACAUCCCUUUGGUAUAUAUAUACGUGUUUGUGUUGGGUGGAGUAAUAAAACCCCUAAUACCUAUUCCUGCGCCUGUCUUCUAAUCAUUAUACAACGUGACAAAACUACUGAAAGAGAGACAGUUUGGGACAAUGGAUGGCUUUGGGAUUGAGAGGAGGGGAGAGGAUGUGUUCACUUUGAGUUUUCAUUAUUUUCAAGGAAGAUGCAUGUGAGAGAUGGAGGAAGGAUAAGGGCAGGGAGAUGGUCAUGUUAUUACUUUGGGAUUCUCCCUCAUGGGGUGUGAGAGAGUGUGGUGAUGCAUUCUGGGACUGUGAGUGGGUGGAAGAUAUUGAUGUCUAUUGCUUAUAAUAAUGUUUUAUCUUAUAUUUCUAAAUGCUCCACAUAAUUGUCCCUUGUGGGAAGUCUUAUUGAAAUGAAUUUAGAGAAGUAUCGUCAGUGGGGGUUGAUUCGUCCAUUAGAUAUAAUUAUUGUCUGGGGGAACUGGAGGAGGUAGAAGUGUUGAUGUGUUCAUUUUGAAUUUGUUUGAAUCGUUGGUCAUGAUUCCAUUCAGGGUCGGGCGAGAGGCACAGUGUGCUAUUGCAAACUCAACUCACGACGCUGCACCUAAGGCCUGAACCAGUGUCAGAUUCCUCUAUAACCUCAACCAUGUGGAGUUGAGAAAAUAUACAUUAUGAGAGUUAAGUGAAAAUAGUGCACAGUGAGAGCUGUUUGGGUUCCAUGACAAUCAACAGUGUCAUAGUGAGAAGCAGACACAAGCCUGGCUCAUAGAGAGUAUUUCAUCCAAAUUACCUCAGUAGCUAACUUACUGCUUUGGCCAAGUGCCAAUUAUUCAAUGCAAAGUAGAUCAUCAGAUUCUAAUAAUAUGUCCUCAACUUUAUUUGUCCACCUAUUAGUAUUAGGGCUAAAACAUGCCAUCAUUAGAUACAUCCCACAUAAAUCCAGUCACACUACAGACGCAGAUGAUGGUCCUGUCUGUCUUGUACGCUGAUAGGGAAUGCCAUAGUCGUAGAGGUCACAUUAGUGAUGAUAUGCAGAGAGCAGACAGCUCUGAGCCAUACAGUAUGUUCAUGUCUGGAAGAGGGAGCCUGAUGUAGGGUGUCUCACUGGAACCCAUUAGAGGAUAGGAAGGAUGCAUGUGGAUGGGGGGGGGGGGGGGGGGGGGGGAUGCCUGUGUGUGUGUUCCCAUCUAAGGCCAGGAGAUCCAGCAGUCAGGCGCUGCAGCUCAGAACACAUGUAUCUCUGUCAGACAGUUGAUAUCACGUAUUAUAGAACUUAAGGGAAGGCAUGUCUGAGCAGUGCUAUCUGUCUGGGUAAGGUGGGCUGGAACUGGGAGUGUGUAAUUGUACUUUCAUUUACAUUACAUUUACGUCAUUUAGCAGACGCUCUUAUCCAGAGCGACUUACAAAUAGGUGCAUUCACCUUAUAGCCAGUGGGAUAACCACUUUAGAAUGUUAUUAUUAUUAUUUUUUUUUGGGGGGGGGGGGGGGGGGGGGGGGUAGAAGGAUUACUUUAUCCUAUCCCAGGUAUUCCUUAAAGAGGUGGGGUUUCAAAUGUCUCCGGAAGGUGGUGAGUGACUCCGCUGUCCUAGCGUCGUGAGGGAGCUUGUUCCACCAUUGGGGUGCCAGAGCAGCGAACAGUUUUGACUGGGCUGAGCGGGAACUAUGAUUCCGCAGAGAUAGGGGAGCCAGCAGGCCAGAGGUGGAUGAACGCAGUGCCCUCGUUUGGGUGUAGGGACUGAUCAGAGCCUGAAGGUACGGAGGUGCCGUUCCCCUCACAGCUCCGUAGGCAAGCACCAUGGUCUUGUAGCAGAUGCGAGCUUCAACUGGAAGCCAGUGGAGUGUGCGGAGGAGCGGGGUGACGUGAGAGAACUUGGGAAGGUUGAACACCAGACGGGCUGCGGCAUUCUGGAUGAGUUGUAGGGGUUUAAUGGCACAGGCAGGGAGCCCAGCCAACAGCGAGUUGCAGUAAUCCAGACGGGAGAUGACAAGUGCCUGGAUUAGGACCUGUGCCGCUUCCUGUGUAAGGCAGGGUCGUACUCUCCAAAUGUUGUAGAGCAUGAACCUACAGGAUCGGGUCACCGCCUUGAUGUUAGCGGAGAAUGACAGGGUGUUGUCCAGGGUCACGCCAAGGCUCUUCGCACUCUGGGAGGAGGACACAACGGAGUUGUCAACCGUGAUGGCGAGAUCAUGGAACGGGCAGUCCUUCCCCGGGAGGAAGAGCAGCUCCGUCUUGCCGAGGUUCAGCUUGAGGUGGUGAUCCGUCAUCCAUACUGAUAUAUCUGCCAGACAUGCAGAGAUGCGAUUCGCCACCUGGUUAUCAGAAGGGGGAAAGGAGAAGAUUAGUUGUGUGUCGUCAGCGUAGCAAUGAUAGGAGAGGCCAUGUGAGGAUAUGACAGAGCCAAGUGACUUGGUGUAUAGCGAGAAUAGGAGAGGGCCUAGAACUGAGCCCUGGGGGACACCAGUGGUGAGAGCACGUGGUGCGGAGACAGCUUCUCGCCACGCCACUUGGUAGGAGCGACCGGUCAGGUAGGACGCAAUCCAAGAGUGAGCCGCGCCGGAGAUGCCCAGCUCGGAGAGGGUGGAGAGGAGGAUCUGAUGGUUCACAGUAUCAAAGGCAGCAGACAGGUCUAGAAGGACAAGAGCAGAGGAGAGAGAGUUAGCUUUAGCAGUGCGGAGAGCCUGUGUGACACAGAGAAGAGCAGUCUCAGUUGAAUGACCAGUCUUGAAACCUGACUGGUUUGGAUCAAGAAGGUCAUUCUGAGAGAGAUAGCAAGAGAGUUGGCUAAAGAAGGCACGCUCAAUAGUUUUGGAGAGAAAAGAAAGAAGGGAUACUGGUCUGUAGUUGUUGACAUGGAGGGAGAAGGAUUGAGCAGAGGGAAGAGAUGAUAGGAUGGAAGAGGAGAGAGUAGCGGGAGAGAGAGAGCGAAGGUUGCGACGGCGCAUUACCAUCUGUGUAGGGGCAGAGCGAGCAGUGUUGGAGGAGAGGGAGAGAGAAAAGGAUACAAAGUAGUGGUCGGAGACUUGGAGGGGAGUUGCAGUGAGAUUAGUAGAAGAACAGCAUCUAGUGAAGAUGAGGUCAAGCGUAUUGCCUGCCUUGUGAGUAGGGGGGGACUGUGAGAGGGUGAGGUCAAAAGAGGAGAGGAGUGGAAAGAAGGAGGCAGAGAGAAAUGAGUCAAAUGUAGACGUAGGGAGGUUGAAAUCCCCCAGAACUGUGAGGGGUGAGCCAUCCUCAGGAAAGGAACUUAUCAAGGCGUCAAGCUCAUUGAUGAACUCUCCAAGGGAACCUGGAGGGCGAUAGAUGACAAGGAUAUUAAGCUUAAAUGGGCUAGUGACUGUGACAGCAUGGAAUUCAAAUGAGGAGACAGACAGAUGGGUCAGGGGAAAAAUUGAGAAUGUCCACUUGGGAGAGAUGAGGAUUCCUGUGCCACCACCCCGCUGACCAGAUGCUCUCGGGGUAUGCGAGAACACAUGGUCAGACGAGGAGAGAGCAGCAGGAGUAGCAGUGUUUUCAGUGGUAAUCCAUGUUUCCGUCAGCGCCAAGAAGUCGAGGGACUGGAGGGUAGCAUAGGCUGGGAUGAAGUCUGCCUUGUUGGCAGCAGAACGGCAGUUCCAGAGGCUGCCUGAGACCUGGAACUCCACGUGGGUCGUGCGUGCAGGGACCACCAGGUUAGAGAGGCAGCAAUCACGCGGUGUGAGGCGUUUGUGUAGCCUGUGCGGAGAGGAGAGAACAGGGAUAGGCAGAGGCAUAGUUGACAGGCUGCAGCAGAUGGCUACAAUAAUGCAGAGGAGAUCGGAAUAAAAUGAACUAAACAUCUGGGAAAGGAGAGAGCGGGGCCUCCCUCACCACAACUCCCAAAUAUAACUCUCCCAACUUCCACCUCAGAAACUAUAAUUGUUGUAAACUACAGCGGUUCAAUGUUUUCUAGGAAUAGACUAACCUAGUUUAUUCAGCUAGCUAACUAGGUGCAGUAUUAUUCAGUGAAAAACGUCCGGGCACCUCGUCAUAAGACGCCACAGCCAGCUAGCAUGCUGGUCUCCAACAGCAGGGUUUAGCGCCAAUACUCAGCCACAACAACCACCAGUGUAUCAACACACAAGCAGAUCGUCCGUGUCUAACAUUGUGGGUUAGUCCCGACAGCUUGAGCGAGUCCGUCGUCAACUUAUUCAGCCAGUUAGUUAGCUAGAAUAGUUAGCAAACUAGCUAGCCAUUGCUUUCAGACAAAGAAGAACCCCUCCUUUCACGGCACGAACACACAGAGAGAGCCAAACUAACGUUAACUAGUCACCCAUGUCCCGAAUUCCUUGAGCGACUCGGGCUAUCAAUAUGUAAAAAACAAAACACAAGUGUAGGUUAUGACUUACCCCUAGCAGCUACUGUUAGCUAGCCAAGUGCAAAGCUAGCCACUGAAUUGACUCAGCCAGUUCGCGUCUGUUCGCUCGGUCGUUCCAGCUAUUGUUUACUAGUAGCUAUCCAGGUUGCAACAAGCUUGCUAAUUUUCGAGCACAGUAGCCACUUGCUGCCUAACGUUAACGGUUCAGACAAUGAGGUUAGAAAACAGCUGAAUGGUAGGCAAUUAUUGUACGUAAUUAUUGUAGGCAGCCAGCUGGCGUAAUUACAGGCACUCUCAGGCGUGAAACAACUAUACCGUUGCUAAUAGCUACUCGCCAGCUAGUAGUGAAUGUGGGGGCAUAAUUGGACUCUGUGUGUGAGGGUUCGAUCAUGUUGUAUUGUGGAGGGAGAAGAAUUGGUGUGUGUGUGAGAGAGAGAGGGAGAGAGAGAUAGAGAGAGAGCAAGAGAGAGAGCAAGAGAGAGAGAGAGAAUAAUAUAUUUGAUGUGUGUGUGUUGAUUAUGAAUGAUGAUGAUUGAUAUUGAUGAUCAAUCAAUCAAUCAAAAUGAUUUAUGAAGCCCUUUUUACAUCAGCAGAUGUCACAAAGUGCUAUACAGAAACCCAGCCUAAAACCCCAAACAGCAAGCAAUGCAGAUGUAGAAGCACGGUGGCUAGGAAAAACUCCCUAGAAAGGCAGGAACCUAGGAAGAAACCUAGAAAGGAACCAGGCUCUGAGGGGUGGCCAGUCCUCUUCUGGCUGUGCCGGGUGGAGAUUAUAAGAGUACAUGGCCAUUUAAGGCCAGAUUGUUCUUCAAGAUGUUCAAAUGUUCAUAGAUGACCAGCAGGGUCAAAUAAUAAUCACAGUGGUUGUAGAGGGUGCAACAGGUCAGUACCUCAGGAGUGAAUGUCACUUGGCUUUUCGUAGCCGAGGAUUCAGAGGUCGAGACAGCAGGUGCGGUAGGGAGAGAGAGUCGAAAACAGCAAGUCCGGUACAAGGUAGCACGUCCGGUGAACAGGUCAGGGUUUCCUAGCUGCAGGCAGAACAGUUGAAACUGGAGCAGCAGCACGACCAGGUGGACUGGGGACAGCCAGGAGUCAUCAGGCCAGGUAGUCCUGAGGCAUGAUCCUAGGGCUCAGGUCCUCUGGGAGGGGAGGUAGAGAGAGAAUUAGAGGGAGCAUACUUCCAUUCACACAGGACACCAGAUAAUUACACCAGAUAUAACAGACUGACCCUAGCCCCCCGGCACAUAGACUACUGCAGCAUGGAUACUGGAGACUGAGACAGGGGUGGGUCGGGGGACACUGUGGCCCCGUCCGACGAUACGCCCGGACAGGGCCAACCAGGCAAGAUAUAACCCCACCCACUUUGCCAAAGCACAGCCCCCACACCACUAGAGGGAUAUCAACAGACCACCAACUUACUACCCUGAGACAAGGCUGAGUAUAGCCCACGAAGAUCUCCUCCACCGCACGAGCCCGAGGGGGCGCAAAACCGGACAAGAAGAUCAUGUCUGUGAUUCAACCCACUCAAGUGACGCACCCCUCCUAGGGAUGGCAUGGAAGAGCACUAGUAAGCCAGUGACUCAGCACCCGUAAUAGGGUCAGAGGCAGAGAAUCCCAGUGGAGAGAGGGUGGCCGGCCAGGCAGAGACAGCAAGGGCAGUUCGUCGCUCCAGUGCCUUGUCAUUCACCUUCGCACCCCUGGGCCAAACUACACUCAAUCAUAGGACUUACUGAAGAGAUUAGUCUUCAGUAAAGACUUAAAGGUCGAGACCGAGUCUGCGUCUCUCACAUGGAUAGGCAGACCAUUCCAUAAAAAUGGAGCUCUAUAGGAGAAAGCCCUGCCUCCAGCUGUUUGCUUAGAAAUUCUAGGGACAAUAAGGAGGCCUGCGUCUUGUGACCGUAGCGUACGUGUAGGUAGGUACGGCAGGACCAAAUCGGAGAGGUAGGUAGGAGUAAGCCCAUGUAAUGCUUUGUAGGUUAGCAGUAAAACCUUGAAAUCAGCCCUAGCCUUAACAGGAGGCCAGCCAGAGGCUAGCACUGGAGUAAUAUGAUCAAAUGAUGAUGAUGUUGAUUAUGAAUGAUGAUGAUUGAUGUUGAUUAUGAAUGAUGAUGAUCGAUGUUGAUUAUGAAUGAUGAUGAUUGAUAUUGAUGAUGAAAAAUGUAUGCACUCACAAACUGUAAGUCGCUCUGGAUAAGAGCGUCUGCUAAAUGACUAAAAUGUAAAAUGUAAAUGAUGAUGAUGAUGAUACUGAUGAUGAUAAUGAUGAUGAUGAUACUGAUGAAGCUGUGUGAAUGUGUCUGUCAUGUGACCCUGUGUUACAUGUCCAGGUGGUCGGAGGGGCGUGGCUCUUCAGCAGGAUGUACUGUAACAUCUUUGUCACCUUGGACGUCAUGAUGUGCACCGCUAGCAUUCUCAACUUGUGUGCUAUCAGCAUCGACAGGUAA